UGCACGAGAGGCUAAAGAUGAAAUCCAGGGGGAAAGCCACAGCAUAUCUUUUCCUAGUAUUCGCAGUAUUCCUUUCAUGGAGAGUUGGUCAUGGUGGCAGGAUUUUGAUUAUUCCUUUGGAAGGCAGCCACUGGGUGAAUAUGGACAUUAUGAUUCAAGCUCUCCACUCCCGUGGGCACUCUGUUGAUGUAAUAAGGACCAAUAAAAGCUGGUACAUCAAGGACGACUCUCCAUACUACAAAACCAUCACGGUUCCUGUUGCCAGAGCUUUCAAUCAUGAUUUCAUCAACCCAAUCCUUAGAAAAAUUUUUGCAUUAGAGAGAGGAGAGAGCUCUGUCAUGAGCUUCAUGAGUUUGCAGGUUGAAAUGUUUAAAGCUAUGUUCGACAUGCACGGAAUGAUGUGCAAGAUGGCCAGCACAAUGUUGGAGGAUAAAAAGUUUAUGAAUGGUUUAAAGGCAAAAAAGUAUAACCUGCUAAUGACUGAUCCUGCAUGGGGAGCUGGAAUAAUGUUAGCCCAUGCUCUUAAACUCCCUCUAGUCUAUAAUGUGAGAUGGGUUACCAGUGGGGAGGGACACUUUGCCCUUGCACCUUCUCCUUUAUCUUACAUCCCAAUGACGGGCUCAGGACUGACAGACAAAAUGACCUUUAUACAGAGAGUCAAAAAUCUCCUUUUCUACACCAUCUGGGAAGUUCAGGACACCUUUCUGAUCCGUCCCCAGUAUCAAGCCAUCUGUAAUCAAUUCUUUGGCUCAGAUGUUAGAUACAGUGACUUGUUGCGGGGAGCAGACCUGUGGCUCAUGAGAGUGGACUUUGUUUUUGAGUUCCCCCGUCCUACCAUGCCAAAUGUCAUCUACAUCGGGGGCUUUCAGUGUGAACCAGCUAAACCUCUUCCUAAGAACCUGGAGGAGUUUGUUCAGAGCUCUGGACAGCAUGGCGUCAUCAUCAUGUCUCUUGGGACUUUUGUUAGUGAGCUCCCUUUAGAUGUGACAAACAAAAUUGCUCAAGCUUUUAGUCAGUUACCUCAGAAAGUAAUCUGGAGCUAUAAAGGUAGCAAACCGGCCAGUGUGGGAAAAAACACUUUACUGGUUAACUGGAUGCCACAAAAAGACCUUUUAGGACAUCCAAAGGUGAAACUAUUUGUGGCUCACGGAGGAACAAAUGGAGUCCAAGAGGCCAUUUAUCAUGGAGUACCAGUAGUGGGUUUACCUGUGUUUUAUGACCAAUAUGACAAUCUUCUCCGACUGCAAGCCAGAGGAGCAGCUAAGAUUCUUACCCUAGCAACUGUAGACAAAGAGGACACAUUUCUGAAAACUAUCAAAGAGGUACUGUCUGAACCAUCCUACAGGAUUAACAUGCAGAGACUCUCUAGAUUGCACAAGGAUCAGCCACUGAAGCCAAUCGAUACCGCCCUCUUCUGGAUAGAAUUUGCAAUAAGACACCAAGGUGCAGCUCAUCUGAGAACCGAGUCCCACAGACUGCCUUGGUAUUCCUACUACUCUGUAGAUGUUUUCCUGUUCUUCAUACUUGUUGUUGCAGUGAUUACAUUUUCAAUGAUCACGACUUUCAGAUUGCUCUGUCUUGCAAAAUGCCUGACAGGAAAAACUAAUCAAAUGAAGAAAAAGUGACAAGCUCAGUGUUUUUUUUAAUCAUAAUUUACUUUAUUUAACUCUAGAUUUUUUUUCCUCCUAUCUGUAUUUUAUUCAUUUAAACUGACCACACGUUGACUGAAUGCUGUGUAUGAUUUAAAUCUCUUGUUUCACUUAAGUCUUUAAGGGAAGUAAGUAAUUCCUGUAAGUCAUUCUGCACUGUUACAUGUCAGGUGCAAGAUUACUCAUUUGUUUUACUCAUGCGAUAAAAACAAAGUAUGCAACAACCAGCAAUAAAUGCCUUUUGUCUUAA
Poeciliopsis prolifica (blackstripe livebearer) is the source of this 1899-nucleotide messenger RNA. Its product is annotated as UDP-glucuronosyltransferase 2C1-like. The transcript is spliced from 2 exons. Gene Ontology annotation, molecular function: UDP-glycosyltransferase activity. Bases 18 to 1625 code for a protein of 535 amino acids. NCBI's taxonomy places the organism in Eukaryota, Metazoa, Chordata, Actinopteri, Cyprinodontiformes, Poeciliidae. The record is from RefSeq and is a predicted model, not a curated record.